Rhagoletis zephyria (snowberry fruit fly) is the source of this 641-nucleotide messenger RNA. Its product is annotated as myb/SANT-like DNA-binding domain-containing protein 1. Gene Ontology annotation, cellular component: nuclear body. The record is from RefSeq and is a predicted model, not a curated record. Lineage: Eukaryota; Metazoa; Arthropoda; Insecta; Diptera; Tephritidae. Gene Ontology annotation, biological process: positive regulation of DNA-templated transcription.
UUGUAGAACCAAAACCGAAAAGAAAAAGAAUGGGAUGGAGUGAGGGGGCCGAGGUCGCUGUGCUUGAGCUGUGGGAGGAGCGCGUGGAGGAGCUCCGUGGGCUGAGGAAGAAUGCUCAAGUUUACGCGGAGAUGGCGGCUGACCUCUCCAAGCUUGGAUACAAUCACAGCUCAAGAGACGUGCAAGUGAAGCUGCAAAACUUUUCACAGGGAUACAGGAAAGAAAAGGCAGAAAUGGGUCCUUCUGGUGGGUCACCUUCAACAUGGGUGCACUUUGAAAGGGUGCAUUCAAUAAUCGGUGCAUUCAAGGCGAGCCUGUACAAAGAUUUGACACUUGAAAGCAUUGAUGACUCAUCAAAAACAUCGUCGUCUACUGCAGCACUACCAUCACCUGUAACACCGCUACCUUCACCCUCGUCGUCACUUCCGUCGCCAGUGCCUUCAACAUCUGGAUCGGCUGGAAAAAUAAAGAAAAACAAUUUCCAGGAGAAACUUUUAGAAAAGUUUGAUAACUUGUCAUCGGACAUUGCUGACCAUUUGAAAAGAAGCGAGGACAAUGAAAAAGAACUUAUUGAAAUAGAAAAAAGGAAAGCAGGGAUACAGGAAAGAGUUGCGAAAGACAACAAAGAACUUGUAUUUUAA